GUAAAACACGUGUCCAACUUGUGUCCGCCUCCCUCCUCCUUUUCCCUCUGGCUUUCGUCCCUCCUCCCUCCUCGCUCCUCCCUCCUCCUUCCUCCCCCUCCGCUCUCCUCCCUCCUCCUCCUUCUCCUUUCUCCCUCCUGCCUCUUGCACGGUCUACGUGAGCGUUCACCUCCAUUACUACCGUUCGAGCUGUUGCUGCGUAAAUUCUUAUCCAACCCGUCUCUCUCUCCUCUCUCUUCUCCUCCCUCCUCUCUCCAUUCCCUCUCUCCUCCUGCAUCCCGCCGCGCGGUAAUCGGCGGCGUUUUUGCCGCCGCCGCCGCCGCGGUGCGGAAGUCGGCGGCGUGCUUUUCAGCGACUGCCGUCCGUUGUCGAUAACUCCUCGUCACACAACGAAAGCGGGAGAGAGGGGGAGAGAGGAGGGGGAGAGAGGAGGGGGCGAGAGGAGGGGUGGAAGGGAGGACGAGGCACAAGGAGAGAGAGAGAGGAGGGGGUCAGAGGGAGGAAGGAGUUCACCCACCCAGCCAUCCCCAGCUACCGAGGAUGAAGCUUCUGCGCAAAAAUCUGACGAAAGAUGGCGGCGGAAGCGUCAAGCUUGUCCCCGACGAUGCUGAAGACCUCUGGCAUGCGUACAAUCUGGUGGCAGAAGGAGAUAUGGUGAGUGCCACAACGGUGCGCAAGGUGCAAAAGGAGACGUCAUCUGGAGGGAGCGAGUCGGAGAGAGUUAGGUUAAAUCUGUGUGUGGAGGUGGAGGCAAUCGAAUUCGAUUCCACCGCCUCCAUUUUGCGUCUAAGGGGGAAGAAUGUUACGGAGAACGAACACGUCCGCCUCGGGGCUUAUCACACUCUAGAGCUGGAGCAGCAACGACCGUUCACACUGCGCAAGGGUCAAUGGGAUUCCCUGGCGUUAGAUAGGCUGAAGCAGUGUACGGAUCCCUGCGCCAGUGCUGACGUGGCAGCCGUUCUCAUGCAAGAAGGACUGGCCAACGUGUGCCUUUUUGGCGGGAGCAUGACUGUCGUUCGCGCGCGAAUUGAAUCGGCAAUCCCGAGGAAGAGAGGCGCCGCCAUAGCCGGGUACGACAAAGCUUUGAAUCGCUUCUUCGAAAACAUCUUGCAGUCCAUCUUACGUCAUGUCGACUUCUCUAUCGUCAAAUGCUUGAUUCUUGCAAGCCCAGGAUUCACAAAGGACCAGUUCCACAGUUACAUGUUGUUGGAAGCAUCUAGACGGGAUCUGAGACAGAUUAUCGACAACAAAUCGAAAAUAAUCUUGACCCACGCAUCGUCUGGGUACAAACACGCUCUCAAGGAGGUGCUGGCUUCCCCUUCAGUGCAGGGGCAGAUCAAGGACACUAAAGCGGCGAAGGAGGUGAUGGCGUUGGAAGAAUUCUUCUCGAUGUUAUCGAGCGACUCGGCCAGAGCUUUCUAUGGAUUGAAGCAUGUGGAGGCGGCGCAGGAGAGAUUAGCGGUGGAUGUGCUGCUUGUAACAGAUUCCCUAUUUAGGAAUGCCAACGUCGCGACAAGAAAACGCUACGUGGCACUCGUAGAGAGCGUCAAGGAGAGUGGAGGCCAGGUUCACAUAUUCUCGUCCAUGCAUGUCUCUGGGGAACAACUUGCGCAGAUGACUGGUGUUGCUGCCAUCUUGAGGUUUCCUCUUCCUGAUAUCGAGGAUAUGGAACUCUAAUCUCCCUCCCUCCCUCCCUCCCUCCCUCCCUCUCUAUCCCUCCCUCUCCUUUGCUUACUCCCUCCCACUCUUCCUCCCUCACUCCCUCUCUUUCUUUCUUUCUUUCUCUCGAGAGCGAGCAGAGAAUGCAUUUUCUGUUGCCCCCGGUCACAGCUGGUAAGGUCUCCUCUUCCAGAUGUCGAGGAGAGAGAACUCCUCUCCCUCUCUCUCUCUCUCCCCCCCUCUCUUCUUUCUCCCUGGCCCCGAACCUAGUCAGCCUAUAUCCCUUAAACCUCUUCGCCGUUAUGACCUCUCUCUCUCUCUCUUUUGUACUCUGCAAGCCUCCUCGUUUUCCUCCUCCCUCCCUCCCUCGGAUGAACAGAUGGAUUAGGUUGGGGAUGUGUCGAGUUCCUACGUUGCCUCGAUGAUUGGUUUUUGUCUUUCGUCAUGCCGCUGAUCCAGCGGCGAUCGUCUUCCCCAAAAUAGAACGUAUAUGGUCAUCACUUCUGUAUUUGGACUGGAAGUUGCCCCAAAUACAGGCAUAAUGACCAUAUACGUUCUAUUUUGGGGGACGAAGGUAGUAGGUAGGCUCCUCUCAUUCUACGGCUUCGGGGACAGAUGAUCAAGGCGGUAUAUGAGAGAGAAAGGAUGUAGGAACGCAUCCUGGCAAUGCACUUAUACCAUCUUUCCGUCCAGAUACAUUCAAAACCCACCGCACGAGAAUGGCGAUGGCGAUAACCGUUUUUGACGGCUGUAAUUACCUCUCGCAAGUUUAGACGAAGGGCAUCCUGACAAUGCAUGUAUUCAAUUUUUCCGUCCAGAUACAUUCAAAACCCACCGCUUGAGAAUGGCGAUCGCGAUAACCUUUUUUGACGGCAUCGUGUGGUUUGUGACACUUUUUUGAGCGCAACCUUAUCCGGUCGAGCGAUUACCGUUUUCCCGCGAAUACAACGUGCCCUCGUUUUGUUUGUAUCUGGACGGAAAUAUUGUAUACAUGCAUUGUCAGGAUGCGUUGUGUGCGGGGAAAGAUGGUAGUUGGCAAUUUGAGAGCACAGUCGGUCACAAGUUUUCCUCGUUCGGUUUCUUCUUGAUUGUCGGUGAGACAGCUUGACUGUAUGGUGAUUACGGGAUGGAUUGAUUGAUUGAUUCAUUCAUUCAUUAAUUCGCAUUGUUUGCUUAGCAUUUGCUUACCUCGUUGAUUGAUUGAUUGAUUGAUUGAUUGACUGGUUGAUCGAUUGAUUGUUGGUGGAUUGGUUGAUCAAUUGAUUGAUUGAUAGAUCGAUGGAUUGAUUGAUAGAUUGAUAGAUGGAUAGAUCAAUGAAUUGAUUGAUUGAUUGAUUGGUUGGUUGGUAGUAGUUGGUAGUAGCUGCAUCGCUCGGUUGGUUGGUUGAUACAAGAUUGCAGCGAAGCACGCCCGCUUUUUCUUCCCAUCCAGGGAGCAGAGAGAAGGCAAAAAACCCACAGUCAGAUACACACACACACGGAGGGAGGGAGGGAGGGAGAGAGAGAGAGAGAGAGAGAGAGAGAGAGAGAGAGAGAGAGAGAGAGAGAGAGAGAGAGAGAGAGAGAGAGAGUUGGUUUAUACGAGAUUGCAACGAAACACGUCCGCUUUUGCUUCUCAUUCACGGAGGAGAGGGAAAGAAAAACCCCACAGUCACAACAAACACACACACACACACAGAGAGAGAGAGAGAGAGAGAGAGAGAGAGAGAGAGAGAGAGAGAGAAGAGAGAGAGAGAGUCGGUUACUCUUUGAGUAUUUCUACGACGAGGGCGACACAGAGGAGAGAGGAACUGAAGUGAAGUGGUAGAUAAGGUGGUGGUAAUCCGUCCUUCCAUCCCUCCAUUCACCCAUCUCAAUCCAUCAAUCCGUCAAUCAUGCCCACUACCAAAUCCAUCACUCCAUCAAUCCCAUGCGUCGGUGCGGACAAUCAGCAAUCAGCAAUCUACGCAUCACCCAAUCCACUAAUCCAUCCAUCAAUCCAUCAAUAAUCAAUCCCCUAAUCAAUC
Messenger RNA from Chara braunii, 3665 nucleotides. Lineage: Eukaryota; Viridiplantae; Streptophyta; Charophyceae; Charales; Characeae. The record is from the annotation of a GenBank genome assembly.